This is a messenger RNA of Danio rerio (zebrafish), 1403 nucleotides long. It is a transcript of the gene aanat2, whose product is annotated as aralkylamine N-acetyltransferase 2. The record is from RefSeq and is marked validated. Gene Ontology annotation, cellular component: cytoplasm. Gene Ontology annotation, molecular function: transferase activity; aralkylamine N-acetyltransferase activity; acyltransferase activity, transferring groups other than amino-acyl groups. NCBI's taxonomy places the organism in Eukaryota, Metazoa, Chordata, Actinopteri, Cypriniformes, Danionidae.
AAAUCCACCAACAGACAGACUGAAGUUUCCUAAAAGUCAGGAGCUCGGGUUAGUUUGGUCAGUACAGUAUUGUCUAAAGUGUGCGCGUGUCAGAUGAUGGCACCGCAGGUCGUCAGCUCACCCUUCCUCAAACCCUUCUUUCUGAAGACACCCAUCAGCGUUUCCAGUCCACGGCGGCAAAGACGACACACGUUACCGGCCAGCGAGUUUCGAAAUCUCACCCCGCAGGACGCCAUCAGUGUGUUUGAGAUCGAGAGAGAAGCGUUUAUCUCGGUGUCUGGUGAAUGUCCUCUAACCCUUGAUGAGGUACUUGUUUUCCUGGGCCAGUGUCCUGAGCUGUCCAUGGGCUGGUUCGAAGAGGGGCAGCUGGUGGCCUUCAUCAUUGGAUCUGGCUGGGAUAAAGAGAAACUAGAACAGGAGGCUAUGAGCACACACGUGCCGGACUCUCCAACAGUUCACAUCCACGUGUUGUCCGUGCACCGCCACUGUCGGCAGCAGGGCAAAGGCUCCAUCUUAUUGUGGCGUUACCUCCAGUACCUGCGCUGUCUGCCUGGUCUGCGGCGGGCAUUGCUGGUCUGCGAAGAGUUUCUGGUGCCCUUCUACCAGAAAGCCGGCUUUAAGGAAAAGGGCCCAUCGGCCAUCUCUGUGGCGGCUUUGACCUUCACAGAGAUGGAGUAUCAGCUCGGAGGCCUGGCUUAUGCACGACGAAACAGCGGAUGUUAGUUUCUUUAGCUUAAAGCACAUCCAAUCCGGAUAAAGGACAGCACGCGUAGAUUCUGGACGGCGAUCACAGGCUCAAAGGUUCACCUAGUCAAGAACUCAAAGCCCUAUUAACACCUGAGCAAGAGCCAGAGACUUACCUAUGCACCUCCGUUAAAGAGAUCAAGGCAUUCGGGUUUGGACAGAUGCUGAUGUUGGUGGUUUACUGCGUUGAGAUAGACUGCAUGCUUUACUGGCCAAAAAAACAAGUUUCCAACAUUUAUAAAUAUUUUAUUUUUCCCCCAAAGAAAAAUAAUCAUCACAAUAUUCAAUAAAAAUGCGUUUAGUCAAUAGAAAAUGAUACUCUUUAAUAACAUUUAACAUUAAAAAAUAGAAAUCAGCCAUUCUAAAUGUAACGUCUCAUCAGGAACAUACAAAAUUUAAUUGAAAUUCUGAGAAAUUGUUUUAUUUUUUUAUAUUACUCCAACCUUUGGAUUGCAACAUUAAAGCGAAAUGUUGUACACUGUUCAAAUCUAAUAUAUUACUGCAUAUGUGCCGAUGUGUGUGUUGAAACGCGAGUUAUAUACAGUGUAUGAACUGAUGUAAACUUCAACUAGAAUGUCCAUAAAUGUUUAUCGUGUCAUUAGUCGUGCCAUUUUUCAUGUAUCGAAUCAAUUUAAAAUAAAAAUCGAACCAUAAAGCUG